Molecule: messenger RNA, 363 nt
Organism: Fusarium graminearum PH-1
Lineage: Eukaryota; Fungi; Ascomycota; Sordariomycetes; Hypocreales; Nectriaceae
Exons: 2
Coding region: 1-363 (120 amino acids)
Source: RefSeq, a predicted model, not a curated record
AUGUCAAACCUUCCCACCAAGGACGACAUCAAGGCUCAAGCCGUCGACGGUCGCCCCAUCACCCAAACCGAAGCUGCAGCCAUCGCCUCGGAAGAGUCUAGCUUGACAGGCGGUGGUCCCAUCAAGGGUGGCGCGGCUGCUACUGCUCAAAGUAUGCACGAUAGACAAAAGAACUUUUUGGAAAAGGCUGGCGAUGUUGUGAGGAAGGCUCCUACUGAGGUGACUAAGGAGGAUGCCGCUGAGAUACAAAGGGCCGAGGCAAGUCGAAGCUGGACUAUUCGACAGAUAAUAGGCGGACCUCCUGGAAAGGGAUCGACAGCUGCUGAUGUGCAGUCUGUUGCCGAUACAAAUGCUCAGGCAUAA